Aspergillus calidoustus is the source of this 993-nucleotide messenger RNA. Lineage: Eukaryota; Fungi; Ascomycota; Eurotiomycetes; Eurotiales; Aspergillaceae. The record is from the annotation of a GenBank genome assembly.
AUGCCUACUCUCGGAGGGCUCUUGAAGAAACGGCGAACGAAGGAUUCGCAGACCCUCUCCAAGGAGCUCCAGGCUGGUUCCACCACGACUGGCCACACGCCGACGUCACCAAUCGCUGCCGAAGACAAUCACCACCACCACCACCUCUUUCACCAUCAUCACCACCACGACACCCAUCAGCCCUCCAACAACUCGGCAAACUCUGCCAAUUCUGCUUCUCAGCUCGCCCACCAACAGUCCAAUCAGUCUUCAGCCAGCAAACCUGCCGACACUCAAACCGCCUCCAUGCAAUCCCCCGCACUGCAGCCCACUACUUCCGCACACUCGAAUUCCGGCCACCAGCAGCAUGGCAAUGCCGCCAGCAUACAGAACAUCAUUCACCCGUCGCAACAAAAUACCCCUCAAGUAGCUCGGACGGAGCGCACUACCAAGGGGAAAUAUACCCUCGAUGACUUCACAAUUCAGCGGACCCUUGGCACAGGGAGUUUUGGACGUGUCCACCUCGUGCAAUCGAAGCACAACCACCGCUUCUAUGCGAUCAAAGUCUUGAAGAAGGCGCAAGUUGUUAAAAUGAAGCAAAUUGAGCACACGAAUGACGAGCGACGCAUGCUCAAUCGCGUUCGGCAUCCGUUCUUGAUCACUUUGUGGGGUACAUGGCAAGACUCACGGAACCUCUAUAUGGUCAUGGACUUUGUGGAGGGCGGAGAAUUAUUUAGCUUACUUAGAAAGUCUCAGCGAUUUCCCAAUCCUGUCGCCAAGUUCUAUGCUGCCGAGGUCACCCUUGCGCUAGAAUACCUUCAUUCGUUGGACAUCAUUUAUAGAGAUCUCAAGCCAGAGAACUUGCUUCUAGAUCGUCAUGGGCACCUGAAAAUCACCGAUUUCGGGUUUGCUAAGGAGGUGCCUGAUAUCACCUGGACUCUCUGCGGGACACCCGAUUACCUUGCCCCAGAAGUCGUAGCCUCCAAAGGCUAUAAUAAAUCUGUUGAUUGGUAA